AAAUGAUAGAACUACCCCACAUUGGAUCCUUGAGUGCCAACCCAAUAUACAACUCAUAAAACCUAAUACCAAGACCCCUUUUAGAACAUCGAUUGCUAGCCUUUAGGAUAUGCCGCAUUUACUUAACAUAUUUUCAGAACGGUUUUAUAAAAUUUGUUGUCGAUCUUAUCAAUGCCACAUAAAUUAGGGAAAUCCAUGAAUUGGCAAUUUUUUACAUAUCUGUCUGUUUGUAUGUAGUUCUUAAAUAACGUUAUCAGUAGAAAUGACGCAAUUUUGUGCUACAUUAUCUGAAUUCCUAUAAUUUGUUAUGAUUUUAAUAGCAGACUCAUUCUGAACAAACCAAAUUUCUAUUUAUAAUCCGGAACUAUGUUUAGAAACUAUACCAAAUGGAAUCGCAUAAAGUUUCAAGCGUUGUUAAUUUAAAAAAAUUUGUAUAAAGCUGUUACAAACGGUCAAUCAAAGUAAAAAUACCAUCUAUCCAAUAAUAAUUACUUAGUUAAUCAAAAUACUUAUAAAUUCAUAUCAAUAUAUACUUUUAGGGGUUGGUCCCAAUGCAGCAUUAUCACUUAUUUCAAUUACUUAUUUAUAGAUGCCACUUAUUUUAUUUCCUAUUUUUUUUAACACUUACUCGUAAUUUGUACUAUAUAUCUUUAAAACUAACCAAAAAAUUUAGACUACAAUAAGUGUUGUUCUUAUCGCGUCGUGGAAAAAAACAAUAAAAGAAAUCUUAAACUGAUAAAUUUUUAUUACAAAAAAAUAAUAAUAAUAUAAUGCUUACCCAUUUCCCUAGAACUAUUAAUAUAAAUUAGUUUUUUGCCAACUGCACAAGAGAAAAGUACAAGACCAAAAUGUGGAACGAUGAUAUUAAAUUUCGCGUUGUACAACCCAACGAAUACGAACAAGUUGUGAACUUUAUUAUUGAGCACUUCUAUCGUGAUGAACCCCUAAGUUGUUUGGAACCUAAGGUAGUACCCAGUGAAACCGAUCGUGCCGAUAUCUUGGCCUGUCUACAAGGUGGCACUAGUAUUUUGGGUGUACAAGUCAAGGAAAAUGGUGAAGAAGAAUUGGUAGCUGUUAAUACUGCUGUACCUAAGGAUCCCUCCUCCAUAGACAAGUAUUUUGAAUCGGCCGAAAAGGAAGGCAAUACUAAAUAUGGGCAAAUUUUGAAAUUAUUGGGUGUUGCCAGUCGUGAGGCUGAUGUCUUUAAACGUUAUAAUGUCGAUAAGUUGUUGUACUCUUUUAUGACCUGCGUUAAGCCCGAUGUACGUGGUAAGAAUUUGGGUGUACGCAUUAAGUUGGAACUUAUGGAAUUGGGUCGUCGUUUGGGUUAUAAAUUAUUGACCGCCGAUUGUACUAGCUACUAUUCGGCUCGUGUAUGUGAACGUUUGGAUUGGGAUCGUGUGAAUUUUGUUGCCUAUAAGGAUUAUGUCGAUGAAAAUAAUAAACCCAUCUUUAGUCCUCCACCACCACAUGUUGGUUUGACUUCAUUUGCUACUCGUCUGUAAAAUAUGAUUAUUUUCUUAAUUUGUAAUUAAUAUUAUGUUAGUAAUUUAUUUUAUAUUUUAAUAAAAUUGUUGUUGUUUUCUUGUUAGAGAUU
Lucilia cuprina (Australian sheep blowfly) is the source of this 1597-nucleotide messenger RNA. RefSeq lists its product as uncharacterized. Gene Ontology annotation, molecular function: N-acetyltransferase activity. Bases 849 to 1505 code for a protein of 218 amino acids. The transcript has a single exon. The record is from RefSeq and is a predicted model, not a curated record. Lineage: Eukaryota; Metazoa; Arthropoda; Insecta; Diptera; Calliphoridae.